Messenger RNA from Trichomycterus rosablanca, 2554 nucleotides. RefSeq names its product discs, large homolog 4b (Drosophila) (gene dlg4b). Gene Ontology annotation, molecular function: kinase binding. Gene Ontology annotation, biological process: establishment or maintenance of epithelial cell apical/basal polarity; chemical synaptic transmission; postsynaptic neurotransmitter receptor diffusion trapping. Gene Ontology annotation, cellular component: neuron projection; postsynaptic density membrane; basolateral plasma membrane. The transcript has 20 exons. The record is from RefSeq and is a predicted model, not a curated record. Lineage: Eukaryota; Metazoa; Chordata; Actinopteri; Siluriformes; Trichomycteridae. The coding region runs from base 21 to 2225 and encodes 734 amino acids.
UGGCAUCUCUCAGUCCUACCAUGGACUGCCUCUGCAUAGUGACCACCAAGAAAUAUCGCUAUCAGGAUGAAGAGACUCCGCCCGCCGAGCCAAGCCCCGCCCACAUAACAGCAGGAAAGAGCGGCGAAGUUUUACACCUCAGCGACGCCAGCCACGCCCCCAUGGAUGGUCUCCAUGGUUACGCCCCUCACACACAUAUAUCGCCUGCAAAGCCUGUGUUAUUACCAAGCAGCCACGCCCCUUAUUACGCCACCUCAACUCUGAUGAACGGGUUGAGUGGAGACGUGGAGUAUGAGGAGAUCACGCUGGAAAGGGGGAACUCCGGACUGGGCUUCAGUAUAGCGGGUGGGACCGAUAAUCCUCACAUCGGAGACGACCCGAGCAUCUUCAUCACCAAAAUCAUCCCGGGAGGAGCCGCCGCUCAGGACGGCCGACUGAGAGUAAACGACAGUAUCCUGUUCGUGAACGACGCUGAUGUACGGGAGGUCACACACGGUGAGGCGGUGGAGGUACUGAAGGAGGCGGGGCCAAUCGUCCGUCUCUACAUCCUCCGCAGGAAAUACAUCGAGAUCAAACUCAUCAAGGGACCUAAAGGUUUGGGGUUCAGUAUAGCGGGGGGUGUAGGUAACCAGCAUGUACCCAGUGAUAACAGCAUCUACGUAACCAAAAUCAUCGAGGGCGGAGCUGCACAUAAAGAUGGACGCCUGCAGAUCGGGGACAGAAUUCUAGCGGUGAAUAACAUAAGUUUGGAGGACGUGAUGCAUGAGGAUGCCGUGACGGUGCUGAAGAACACCACCGAGGUCGUUUAUCUCCGAGUGGCCAAAGCUUCCAAUAUGUUCACUCAGGAUACCUACAACCCUCCGGAUAUCACCAGCUCGUACUCUCCUCACCUGGAUGAGAUCAGUCAUGGUUACAUGUCAGAUUACCCACAAACCCUCACUCCCACCUCCCCGCGACGCUAUUCGCCCAUCCCGAAGGGCAUGAUGCUGGGAGACGAGGACAUCCCCAGGGAGCCGAGGCGGGUUCUAAUCCACCGGGGUUUAUCAGGUUUGGGCUUCAAUAUAGUCGGCGGUGAGGACGGUGAGGGAAUCUUCAUCUCCUUCAUCCUGGCUGGAGGUCCUGCAGACCUGAGCGGAGAACUACGUAAAGGAGACCAGAUACUGAGCGUGAACGGCGUGGAUCUGAGACACGCCACCCACGAACAGGCUGCAGCAGCACUGAAGAACGCCGGCCAAACCGUAACCAUCAUCGCCCAGUACAGACCCGAGGAGUACAGCAGGUUCGAAGCGAAGAUCCAUGACCUGCGUGAGCAGCUGAUGAACAGCAGCUUGGGUUCCUCCUCACUGAGGACCAGUAAGAGGAGCUUUUACAUCAGGGCGCUGUUCGAUUACGAUAAGACGGCGGACGGCGGCUUCCUCACUCAGGCCGUGAGUUUCCGUUUCGGCGACGUCCUCCACGUCCUGGACUGCAGCGACGACGAGUGGUGGCAGGCGCGGCGUCUCUCGCCUCACGGGGACCUGGAGGAGGCCGGGUACAUCCCCAGCAAGCGCAGGGUGGAGAGGAAAGAGUGGUCACGCCUCAGACCCAAAGGACGAGACGAGUACGUUCAGAGUUACGAGAUUGUUACACAGAUCGAAGUGAACUAUGCUCGUCCAAUCAUCAUCCUCGGCCCGUCUAAGGACCGCGUGAACGACGACCUCCUCUCAGACUUCCCCGACAAGUUCGGCUCCUGCGUCCCCCAUACCACGCGGCCGCGGCGGGAGUACGAGGUGGACGGGCGGGACUAUCACUUCGUGUCGUCACGGGAACAGAUGGAGAAGGACAUCCAGAGCCACCGCUUCAUCGAGGCGGGGCAGUACAACAGUCACCUGUACGGGACGAGUGUGCAGAGCGUACGGGAGGUCGCCGAACAGCAGGGGAAACACUGUAUUCUGGAUGUAUCUGCUAAUGCAGUGAGGAGACUCCAGGCUGCACAGUUACAUCCCAUCGCCAUCUUCAUCAGACCCACCUCACUCCAAAAUAUACUUGAUAUUAAUAAGCGUCUGACGGAGGAACAGGCGAGACGAGCUUUAGACCGAGCGAUCAAACUGGAGCAGGACUUCAUCGAGUGCUUCACAGCCAUCGUGGAAGGCGACAGCCUGGAGGAGAUCUACCAUCGGGUCAAAUCUGUGAUUGAGGAACAGUCCGGACCGUACAUCUGGAUACCAGCCAGAGAGAGACUGUAAACACACACACACACACUCUCACACUCACACACACACACACAGCGUGAACUCCGGCGGCUUCGACCCCGCCGCCUCCUCUACAGCCGUAACGACCACGACGACGGCGAAGAUGCUGAUGAAGCUGAUGCUGUUUCCACGGCAACGGUGAUUCGGAAGCUACGGUGGCCUGGAAUGGUCAUGUGACCAAAACGACAGGGGCAAUAACACAUAGAGAGAGCACUCAGCACUUUACACACACACACACACACACACACACACACACACACACGCUGUGUGUUCAUGAACCUACCAGAAGCAGGUGGGCGUGGUUACGCCCAGAAGGUGAUGAG